Molecule: messenger RNA, 562 nt
Organism: Hyposmocoma kahamanoa
Lineage: Eukaryota; Metazoa; Arthropoda; Insecta; Lepidoptera; Cosmopterigidae
Exons: 3
Coding region: 82-477 (131 amino acids)
Biological process (GO): mitochondrial respirasome assembly; regulation of oxidative phosphorylation; mitochondrial electron transport, cytochrome c to oxygen
Source: RefSeq, a predicted model, not a curated record
AAUGGCAUAAUUCGAUGGAAAUACUUGUUUCGUAACACCACGAUUUUUCCUCAGAAACUUUAAUUAUUUCUAAACAACAAGAUGUACCAUCAACUUAGCCGAGUAACCGGUAGGCUAGUCGCUGCUACUAAUCUGCAGAGCCCACUGUUUCCAGUUGCACCAAUUGCCCUGCAACGAGUGGAGCCCCCCAGCAUCCAGUACAACACCGCGCACCUGUCUACUGUAACCGAGGCAUCCGCGUGCCCUGCGCCUGGCAAGAGGAGGCUCAUCCCUGGCACGAACAUUCCCUACCCCCCAGUCUCAGAGACCAUCCGCAAGCGCCAGGAAUUGUUCCAGAAAGAUAAUGACGUACCUGUGUUCCUGAAAGGUGGUCCAGUUGAUGGUAUUCUCUACCGCUUCACAAUGGCCCUAUGCAUUGUUGCACUUGCGGGUAUAGCCCACACCAUCUAUGACCAUGCUGUUCCCAAAGCCAAGUGAAUAAUCGGUUAAAUUACAACAUUCUGUACUAGCCUUUGUUGUGUAUUAUAGACUUGAGCAAUUUAAAUAAAUUAAACCAAAACUA